Molecule: messenger RNA, 1044 nt
Organism: Solanum verrucosum
Lineage: Eukaryota; Viridiplantae; Streptophyta; Magnoliopsida; Solanales; Solanaceae
Exons: 3
Coding region: 1-1044 (347 amino acids)
Biological process (GO): DNA integration
Molecular function (GO): nucleic acid binding
Source: RefSeq, a predicted model, not a curated record
AUGCUUGAAGAAAUGCACCCUGGAGUGUGUGGGACGCACAUGAAUGGGUUUACAUUAGCAAAGAAAAUCUUAAGGGCGGGAUACUUCUGGAUGACUAUGGAAAAUGAUUGUGGCCGAUUUGUCCAAAAAUGUCAUAAAUGCCAGGUACACGGAGAUCUGAUCAAAGUACCACCCCACAAGCUCAAUGCGAUGAGUUCCAGUUGGCCAUUUGCAGCUUGGGGCAUGGAUGUUAUUGGACCAACUGAGCCUGCUGCCUCAAAUGGUCAUACGUUCAUUUUGGUUGCCAUUAAUUAUUUCACAAAGUGGGUCGAAGUUGUUUCCUACAAAGCUGUGACAAAGAAAGUUGUGGCCGAUUUUGUUGGCAGCAAUUUGAUAUGUCGUUUUGGAGUUCCAGAGUCUAUCAUCACAGACAAUGGAGCAAAUCUGAAUAGUCAUUUAAUGAAAGAGAUAUGUGAACAAUUCAAAAUUACCCACCGCAAUUCAACUGCAUAUCGCCCUCAGAUGAAUGUAGCUGUGGAAGCUGCUAAUAAGAACAUCAAGAGGAUACUGAGAAAGAUGAUUGACAACUACAAAUUAUACGGAACAGAAGAAGUGAUACCAACUGAAGUUGAGAUACCAUCUUUAAGGAUUAUUCAAGAAGUUGGAUUGAGCGAUGCCGAAUGGAUUUGUGAUCGAUAUGAGCAAUUGACAUUGAUUGAUGAGAAAAGAAUGAGUGUUGUUUGUCAUUGCCAGUUGUAUCAACAGAGAAUGACUCGCUCUUUCAACAAGAAAGUAAGAGUUCGAACAUUUGAUGUAGGCCAAUUGGUGUUGAAACGCAUUUUCCCUCAUCAAGAGGAAUAUAAAGGGAAAUUUGCACCUAACUGGCAAAGACCAUAUGUUGUCCACAAAGUACUAUCAAGAGGACCUUUGGUUCUAGCAGAGAUGGAUGGGUAUAAUAAGAUCAUCAAAGGAGCUAUAUUUAUCAACCAACUAGUUCAGGAGAACAUGUCCAGCAAAUAUCAAUUAGUGAGUGUAACAUCUUCGUUUGAUCAAAGAGGUAUUUGA